AUGAAUCAAACUCAUCUCGUCACUUCGUUUACUAUUCGUUCAAAUCAGCAACGGGAUCUCAUUAUAAAUCCGACGAAAGCUCACCACACAGAACUGAAGAUUCAGCAUACGAAUAUGUUACCUCUUUGCCAAAACGACGACGAUAACGCGGAGAUGGAUAUGAUCACUAGCCCACAUUCAAAUAAUUCCGAGACACAAAAUGUGCACUACGAAGCUCCAACGCGCAGUGCAACAGAUAGAGACCACGAGCCGGGCUUCUGGGCACGAAUGACCCAAACGAAUGGGUGGCUUACAGCAGAAAGAGAAUCGGUCAAGCCUGGAACCCUCUUGAAUGCCAUCGUUGAACAGGAGGUGGUGCGCGAACCGGUGUUAACCAAACAUUGGACUGGACUGCAGUUCUUUCAAGCCGUCGACUAG
Molecule: messenger RNA, 417 nt
Organism: Penicillium robsamsonii
Lineage: Eukaryota; Fungi; Ascomycota; Eurotiomycetes; Eurotiales; Aspergillaceae
Exons: 2
Coding region: 1-417 (138 amino acids)
Source: RefSeq, a predicted model, not a curated record